AUGGAGAGCCAAAAAGUACAUAUUCGUCAUGUGAUGCUUUGGGAAUUUAAACAAGGCAAUAGUGCUAAGGUGACAGCAGAAAAAAUAUGCAGAGUGUAUGGUGAAGGAUUGAUAACUGAUCGGGCAGUUAGAAAUUGGUUCGUAAAAUUCCGUUCUGGAGAUAUGACUUUAAAAGACGAACCGAGGGCGGGACGUCCUUCCGACUUCGACGACAACCUUUUAAAGGCAGUAUUGGAGCAAAAUCCACGUCAAUCGACAAGAUGUAUAGCAGAAAGGUUGAAUACAUCGCAAUCAACCGUUAUCCGCCACUUGGAGAAAUUAGGGAAAAUCAGCAAGAAAGGAGUAUGA
Messenger RNA from Polistes dominula (European paper wasp), 348 nucleotides. Its product is annotated as histone-lysine N-methyltransferase SETMAR pseudogene. Lineage: Eukaryota; Metazoa; Arthropoda; Insecta; Hymenoptera; Vespidae. The record is from RefSeq and is a predicted model, not a curated record.